AUGGAAAUGUUAAGUCGAACGAUGGUCUUGACGCCAGCACAAAAGAAGUGCCAUUUCCAACGUGUCCAUUUAGGAGGACUUCCAGGUAUAUAAAGUACCAUAGCACAAUGAACUAUCGCGUCACUCUGUCUUGGAUCGUUUCAGCAGAAGGCCGGUUUGCUCUUCGAAUACGAAUAACGGAUUAUUCGCAAUCUGGACGCGGCAUUCGCGUUUUAAGUGGCCGCAGUUCUCCACUUCUCCUCGAUCGUUUCGGUUCAGUUUUACGAUCGGACGUUCGACGUGUUCGAAUUUGAAAACAGAGGUAAGAGGAUACGAUUUAAAUUCAGCAUCGUUUACUAUCGCGCAUUUGACUCGACUUAUUUUGAAUUCCAUUUGAUUGAAAUUUAUUUAGAUAGAAAUUCGAACGUGAAUACUGUCACUGUGUUCGACUCUUCUCAUCGUAUUAUAAUUUCUUCUAUUUAUUUCAACAGACAGAUCGUAUCAUAAGGAUUAUUUUUCUUCUUUAUUUUGUCGUUGCGACGUGUUUUUACCGUGGUAUUUAAAAAAAAAAGAAAAGGGCUUUACAACGUUAAGAUUAUAUUUCACGAUGCAUAUGUUAUGUUAAAUUUACAUUUUUACAUCUUUGUACAGUGCGUACGUCUCGUUUUAUGAUUUAUAGAGAUACAGAUAUGUAGAAAUUGAAUGGCUAAUAAAAAUUUAAUAGUUGCCGCUUUGUGCUUCGAGGUAUAGUGGAAAAGACGAUUUAAAUUCUCUGCCUGGUAUCGUCUAUUACGUCCGUAGUCUAUAGAAAAGACACGAUAGAAUAAUUGCCGAUUAUUUCGCCGUAUUUUCUUGCCUAUUGUAUCGUCAUUGUAAUAUAAAACUUGAAUUGAAGACCCGAGUUCCGGCGUUAUAAUUGUAUAACUAUAAUUUUCGAAAUAAUCCAAAAAAAAAAAAAAAAAAAAAAUAAUAAACCAAAAGAAAAAAAUAGAAAUAAUAGAAAAUAAUAAAAUGAAAAUGAUAUAAAAAUCAAGACAGAAAAGGCAAAAAUUAACGCUGCGUGAAAAAAAGUUGUUUUUGACUUACAUUUCGAGACACAGUGUACUCUUACCUCUUCAGGGCAUUUGAUCAACUCUUUCGCAAGACAUUUUAAGCCUGACACACUUAUGUACGAAAUAAAAAGUCAAUAAUAAAAUAUCGAAAUCAAUUUAGAAAAAUUUGAUACUGUCAGAACUAUUUUCACAAAAUAGAUAUAUAUUAAAUAAUUAGUAACAUGUCUAUUUUGAUAAAAUAUUUAUAUAUAAUUUAUUUAUAUUAUAUACUAAUUGGAUUUUAUUUUAAUUUAAAACAAUUAAUUUGCAAUUAACAGAUAUUUAAUAAAUCUGGCCAUUAGAAAUAAUGUUUAUUAUUAUAUUUUAAUUUAAAAAAUUAAUUCUCUUUAUCAGACAUCUAAUGAAAAAUUAAUAAAUUAACAGUAUAUAUAUAUAUUAAAUAAUUAGUAAUAUGUCUGAAAAAGAUAUAUUUUGAUAAAGUAUUUAUAUAUAAUUUAUUUAUAUUACAUACUAAUUGGAUUUUAUUUUAAUUUAAAACAAUUAAUUUGCAAUUAAUAGAUAUUAAAUAAUAAAUCUAGCCAUUAGAAAUAAUGUUUAUUAUUAUAUUUUAAUUUAGAAAAUUAAUUCUCUUUAUCAGACAUCUAAUGAAAAAUUACUAAAUUAACAAUAUAUAUGUAUAUAUAUAAAAUAAGGUAAUUAAAAAGGUAUAAAUAAGGUAAUUAAAGGUAUUAGGUUCAUACCCUGACAGCGUUUUGUACCAUUAUUAAUAAAUAAGUUUCACAGUUAAUAAACAAACGCGUUUAUCGUUUUGUAGAUAUGCGGAUCCUUCUAUUGUUCAUGCCUCUCGCAUUGGCUAAUUGCCACGAAGUGAGGACAGUUUAUUCGUGGAACAACGUCGAGUACAAUUUCCCAGCCACUGUCAAUCCAGACACUCUAAUGUCCGAUGGUGAAUACAUUCCAGAAAAUAACGUGCCACUUGGCAUGGAAAUUUGGGAAGACAAGAUCUUUAUUACGGUGCCGCGAUGGAAGGACGGUGUCGCGUCUAAUCUAAACUACAUUUCGAAGAACGACACGUCAAUAGAAUCUCCGAAAUUGACUCCGUAUCCAAGUUGGGAGAUCAAUCACAUAAAUGUUCCUAACGACAUCGUGAACAUCUUUCGCGUGAAAGUCGACGCGUGCGAUCGAUUGUGGGGCGUCGACACGGGUAUCGAUGAUAUUUUAGGGGCAAGCAGGCAAGUACGACCCGUCAGGAUUUUCGUCAUCGACUUGAAAACGGACAAGAUAUUGAGGGUCUAUCCUCUGAAAAGUACAGACCAAGUGUCUAACUCUUUCUUCGCCGAUUCGGUGGUCGACGCGGAUCCGGACAACUGCGAGAACUCGUACCUCUACAUUUCCGAUCUGAGCGGAUACGGUUUGGUUGUUUACAGUUGGGCCAACAACGAUUCCUGGCGGAUCACGCACAACUUCUUCCACUUCGACCCCCUUCACGGGAACUUCAACAUCAGUGGAUUCAACUUCCAGUGGCAGGAUGGGAUAUUCGGAAUGUCACUGUCCGCGCCGCAAACCGACGGUUACAAAACGUUGUAUUUCCACGCGAUGUCCGGCAUCACCGAGUUCUCAGUGUCCACCGAAGUUUUGCAGGACAGCACGUUGAAGAAGUCGAGCAGCUACGACGCAUUUCGCGUCGAGGGUGAGAAGGGCCCGCUCACUCAAGGGCCAACCUCUGUGAUUGACGCCGGCACUGGUAUCAAUUAUUUCACUCAAGUGAGCAAAAAUGGCAUCGCCUGUUGGGAUACCAGCGUCGAAUUGAACCCAAAUACCUUCAUUCUUGCGGCUCAAGACAACACAACGAUGGUAUUCCCCAACGAUCUGUCCAUCGAUCGGGCCACCAAUACGCUUUACGUGCUCUCUGACAAUCUGCCGCAGCAUAUAUUCUCCCAUUUGGACUCGAAGAAACGUAAUUUCUUCGUUACGGCGGUUAAUCUCGAUUCUCUGACGCAGGCUUGCAAGAAACAGGAUCUUAAACUUAAGCGACGGCUUCCUCACAUUUUAUAAUCAAUUCGACGCGAAUCUCUGUCAAAUCGCAUUAGUUUCACCAGAGUGAUGUGAAAACCAAUUUUCAUAGUGAGGAUAUAAAUUUGCACAACACAAACUGGUUUUCAACUGGUUUUUACCUGAGGCAUUUCUCUGAGUUUCUUCUACUUUUAUUUAUUCACAGAAGUUAUACAAAAGAAUAUAUCCAGAACGAUUACACGUAUUAUGCGAGCACAGCAUCGAAUAUAACAUGCUAUGCAAUUAACGUUGAUUCCAAUCUGUGUUACAGCUCGUUUCUUCUAUCCCUCAGUCAUUUAUCUCAAAAUCCUUUCUCUCUUAGGCUACACGUUGUAUUUACAAGUGAUUUUCACCGAAGUAUUUUAUAAGUACACUUUCGAUUACAUUGGACGGACCUUCUUGAUGUAAAGACACGUAAAGACAGCUGUUUUUUUUUUUCGAGCUUAUUAUAAAAUUAUUUCAGAACAUGGAUUUAUAUGAUAA
Molecule: messenger RNA, 3566 nt
Organism: Heterotrigona itama
Lineage: Eukaryota; Metazoa; Arthropoda; Insecta; Hymenoptera; Apidae
Source: the annotation of a GenBank genome assembly